Messenger RNA from Myotis myotis, 5380 nucleotides. It is a transcript of the gene CAPN15, whose product is annotated as calpain 15. Gene Ontology annotation, molecular function: calcium-dependent cysteine-type endopeptidase activity. The record is from RefSeq and is a predicted model, not a curated record. Lineage: Eukaryota; Metazoa; Chordata; Mammalia; Chiroptera; Vespertilionidae. The coding region runs from base 392 to 3910 and encodes 1172 amino acids. Gene Ontology annotation, biological process: proteolysis. Gene Ontology annotation, cellular component: cytoplasm. The transcript is spliced from 12 exons.
GUGGGAACAGUAGUCCCGGCGCGCGAUUCACAGCGCCGCGUGCGCCCCGGGCGCGCCGUAGCCGCGGGGCCCGGGCCGGGCGCUACGCUACGGAGGCGGCGUAGGCUAGGCUCCGGACGCGGGCCGUGUCCAGCAGGGUCUGGGCGCUUUGGCGGCUCCUCCACUCAGCGCGGCAGGCCGGCGGGGCAGGGCGGCCAGUGGCAGAAGUUGUAAGUCAGUCGGCAGGGGCGAGCGGGCCGGGGGCCCUUUCGCCCAGGCCGCACGGACGGAGGAGGCGCCGCCGGGUUGCAGAGCCGGCCACCCUGUCUCCUGUGUGGGUGCUCACCUCCCUCCAUGCUCUGGCCGCAUGUGACCAGGCCCAGCUCUCGGUGCGGCUGCCGUCACGGGGGCCAUGGGGAACUCCGCUUCCUCGCUGGCCACCGAGACCGAGUCGGAUCACAGCUUCCCCGGGGGGCCGUCCUUCCCAGGGCCCCCGGCAGCAGCCGGCUGUUGUAGGAGCGGCUCCGGGGGACCUGUCUGGGGCAGUGCCCUGGUUACCCGGCAGCACCCAACCCCACGCCCCCAGGCCCAAAGCCACACGCACUCGCCCGGGUCCAUGGCCACGGUUGGAGAGUGGUCCUGCGCGCGCUGCACCUUCCUGAACCCGGCCGGCCAGCGCCAGUGCUCCAUUUGUGAGGCCCCCCGGCACAAGCCUGACCUCGACCAGAUCCUGCGGCUCAGCGUUGAGGAGCAGAAAUGGUCUUGCGCCCGAUGCACAUUCCGGAACUUCCUGGGCAAGGAGGCCUGCGAGGUGUGUGGCUUUGCCCCAGAGCCCGUGCCUGGUGCCUCCCUGUUGCCAGUCAUCAACGGGGUCCUAUCCAAGCCGCCCACCAUCCUGGUGGAGCCCAAGGGCAGCUGCAAGGAGGAGACGGGUCCAGUGCAGACAGAAGAACUAGUGACCAUGGAGCCAGCUGCGGGCCGGCCCGAGGAGGAGGGCGGGGCAGCAGAACCUGGGAGCGGCUGGGCCUGCCCUCGCUGCACACUGCACAACACUCCCGUCGCCAGCUCCUGCUCUGCCUGUGGCGGCCCCCGGAAACUCUCGCUGCCCAGGAUUCCUCCUGAGGCUCUAGUGGUCCCUGAAGUUGUGGCCCCCGCCGGCUUCCACAUCACACCUGCCCCACCCCAGCCGGGGGAAGGUGCUGAGGCCGACCCUCCCUCUGCUGCUGACCAGGAGCCACCCCGGGUGCCACCAUUCAGCCCCUUCUCGCCCACUUUGCAGAACAACCCCGUGCCUCGCAGCCGCCGUGAGGUACCCCCCCAGCUGCAGCCACCGGUGCCUGAGGCCACCCAGCCCUCACCCCCUGCUGGCUUCAAGGGGCCUCCCCAGAGCCCAGGGUGGACUUCGACUGGGGCCUCCCGCUUGGCAGAGCUGCUGUCAGGCAAGCGGCUGAGCGCUCUGGAGGAGGAGGAGGCCGAGGGCGGCUCCGUGCUGCGCCGCUGCAGCUCCUGCUCGGCCCCCGGCCCCUCCAGCCUGUGCGAAGCCUGUGCCGCCGCUCCAGGCAGCGAUGUCAUCGACCUGACCGGCGAUGCCGUGCGCUACACGCCGGCCAGCCCUUCCAGCCCCGACUUCACCACGUGGUCGUGCGCCAAGUGCACACUCAAGAACCCCACAGUGGCCCCUAGGUGCACUGCGUGUGGCUGCUCCAAGCUACAUGGCUUCCAGGAGCACAGCGAGCCCCCUGUCCGCUGCCCUGACUGCAGCGCCGACAAGCCCAGCCUCUGCACUGCCCACAAAGCUGGCCGCCUCUUUCCUGAGGCACCUGAGCGCCCGGGCCAGUGGGCCUGCCCUGCCUGCACACUGCUCAAUGGGCCACGGGCUAAGCACUGUGCCGCCUGCCACACGCCUCAGCUCCUGGAGGCCCAGCGCAGGGGUGCGGUGCCCCUGAGGCGCAGGGAGAGCAUGCUGGUGGAGAAGCGGCGGCAGACGGACGAGGGCGAGGCCAAGGCCCUCUGGGAGAACAUCGUGGCCUUCUGCCGGGAGAACAGCGUGAACUUCGUGGAUGACAGCUUUCCACCCGGGCCCAAGUCUGUGGGCUUCCCUGCAGGCGACAGUGUCCAGCAGCGCGUGAGACAGUGGCUGCGGCCACACGAGAUCAACUGCUCUGUCUUCAGGGACCAUAGCACCUCCUGGUCCGUGUUCCACACUCUCCGACCCUCAGACAUCCUACAGGGGCUGCUGGGCAACUGCUGGUUCCUGAGUGCUCUAGCUGUGCUGGCGGAGCGGCCUGACCUGGUGGAGCGGGUGAUGGUCACACGCAGCCUGUGCACAGAGGGCGCCUACCAGGUGCGGCUCUGCAAGGACGGCACGUGGACGACGGUGCUGGUGGAUGACAUGCUGCCCUGCGACGAGGCCGGCUUCCUCCUCUUCUCGCAGGCCCAGCGGAAGCAGCUGUGGGUGGCCCUCAUUGAGAAGGCGCUGGCCAAGCUGCACGGCUCCUACUUUGCCCUCCAGGCAGGGCGCGCCAUCGAAGGCCUGGCCACCCUCACCGGGGCCCCCUGUGAGAGCCUGGCGCUGCAGGUCAGCUCCACUAACCCCCGAGAGGAACCCGUUGACACUGACCUCAUCUGGGCCAAAAUGCUGAGUUCUAAGGAGGCUGGGUUCCUCAUGGGCGCCUCUUGUGGGGGGGGCAACAUGAAGGUGGACGAUGCUGCCUACGAGAGCCUGGGCUUGCGCCCCCGCCACGCCUACUCCAUCCUGGAUGUCCGUGAUGUCCAGGGCUCCAGGCUCCUGCGCCUCCGGAACCCAUGGGGCCGCUUCUCCUGGAACGGCAGCUGGUCGGAUGAGUGGCCACACUGGCCGGGGCAUCUGCGUGGUGAGCUCAUGCCGCACGGCAGUAGUGAAGGCGUCUUUUGGAUGGAGUACAGCGACUUCAUCAGGUACUUCGACUCUGUGGACAUCUGCAAAGUGCACUCGGACUGGCAUGAGGUGCGGGUGCAGGGCUGCUUCCCCAGCUCGGCCAGUGGGCCCAUCGGGGUGACGGCGCUCACCGUGCUGGAGCGUGCGUCCCUGGAGUUCGCCCUCUUCCAGGAGGGUAGCAGGCGCGCGGACUCGGCUGACAGCCACCUCCUGGACCUGUGCGUCCUGGUUUUCCGAGCCUCCUUCGGCAGCGGUGGCCGCCUGAGCCUGGGCCGCCUGCUGGCCCACAGCAAGCGAGCCGUCAAGAAGUUUGUCAACUGUGACGUGAUGCUGGAGCCCGGCGAGUACGCCGUGGUGUGCUGUGCCUUCAACCACUGGAGCCCCACCACGCCGGGCCCACUGGCCGCCACACAAGGUAACACUGCCCCCCAGCCCGAUCCCAAACCUCCCCACUGCAGCCCCCAGGCCCCCUCACUCACACCCUCCACAGCCUCCAGCCCCUCAGCAGGGGUCCCACGCUGCUCCCUGGAGCCACCUGGCCAUGUGCUGGCUGUGUACAGCUCAAGGCUGGUCAUGGUGGAGCCCGUGGAGGCCCAGUCAACCACGCUGGCAGACGCCAUCAUCCUGCUCACGGAGAGCCGAGGGGAACGGCAUGAGGGACGUGAGGGCAUGACCUGCUACUACCUGACGCAUGGCUGGGCGGGGCUCAUCGUGGUGGUGGAGAACCGGCACCCCAAGUCCUACCUGCAUGUGCAGUGUGACUGCUCCGAUAGCUUCAACGUGGUGUCCACACGCGGCAGCCUGCGCACCCAGGACAGUGUGCCACCCCUGCACAGGCAGGUCCUGGUGAUCCUGUCCCAGCUCGAGGGCAACGCCGGCUUCUCCAUCACCCACCGCCUGGCACACCGCAAGGCAGCCCAGGCCUUCCUCAGCGACUGGACAGCUUCCAGGGGCACCCACAGCCCCCCACUCACGCCCGAGGUUGCUGGCCUGCACAUGCCCCGGCCAUUGUGACUGCCCUGCCCUCGCCUGCCUGCCUCCCACAUGCACUUUAGGAGGGAGACCCCAACAGAAGAUGCUUGAACCAGAAUCUCAGGACCCCACCCAGGGAGCUGCAAGCCGCAGAGCAAACUCCCUGGGCCUUCCUCCCUGCCCCCCCUCCUGUCCCGGGCCUCCCAGCGCCAAGCAGAAUACCUCCAACCUGCUUCUAGCGAGAGGGGACUGUGCACCAGCUCCUCUGACCAGCCUGCCUCGAGGCCGGGUUCAGAUUGCCAGGGCUGAGGUGAGGCUGCCCGUUCCUGUGGGCCUGGGGCCUCCUGCCUGUGUGAGGCAGCCAAGAGCUCCAUUUACAAAACCAAAUCUGGGCAGGUCAGAGGCUGGGACCCCAGAGUGAGCAGGGACCACCCCCUUGUGGAGUAAGAGGUUGGGACCCUGAGAUGGGUAGGGACCACCCCCAUGUGGGAGUCAAAGGCCAGGACUCCAGGGUGAGCAGGGACCACCCUCUUGUGGGGGGUCAGAGGCCAGGACCUGAGUGUGAGCAGGGACUACCCCCUUGUGGGGGUCAGAGGCCAGUACCCCAGUGUGAACAGGGACCACCCCCUUGUGGGGGUCAGAGGCCAGUACCCCAGUGUGAGCAGGGACCACCCCCCUUGUGGGGGACAGGUUGGGACCCUGAGAUGAGCAGGGACCACCCAUUGUGGGGCAUGAGCCUCCUAUCCCCAGCUUGCUUCAAGAGCUCAUCUUCCCACCCCCUCCGGCUCCACAAGGCAAGCAGGGGUCCCUGGAAUCCCAGCAGUGUAUCCCAGGAGGCAGGUGCCUGGCGACCAUGGGCUCAGGACCAGGGAUGGGGAGGGUCCUAGCUGCCUGCCCCCUCUGGCGACACUAUGCAAUUCCUGGACCACUAGUCAGGAUCGAAGCCAUGCCCCGGGGGCUGUGGGUCAGGAGCUGCCGUUUGGUGAGGUGGUUUGUCCUCAGCACCACUGACCUCUGCCAGGAAGACCAGGGUCCAAACAGAAAUCCUUGGCCAGCCCUGUCUGGGCACACAGGGUAGGUUGUGGCUCUUCCCAGCUCCUCCCCUGCCUCAGAAGUCCAGGUUGCUGGGCUGCCUCCCAGCCAUCCUCCCCCAUGGCUGCUCAAAGUCCUGCACCUGCCUGUGGACAUGAGGCCAGCUUCCAGGGGCCCGCCUGGCCUCUGCCCUCCCGCCCCAGGCAGUGGGCGGCUCUGCCCACCACCCCUCACUUCCCUGGGGCUUGCGGGGGGGUUUACAACUGGAGAAACACCAGGAAGCACUGCACUCCCCUUUGGGCCUCCUUUAUAUUUUCUCCUUUUACUCUUGAGCUGUGAAUAUUUUUAACCCUGUACAUACAGCCAGCUCUUCUCACACAGAGACUAUUUUAUCAGCCAUCCCCAGCCCCGUAGGAUGAUUCUCCAUGGUGUUUCCAGACUCAGGCUCUGAUGGACCAAAUGAAAUGUUUUGUUUUAUAA